AAUCAUUUCUGUUUAGAAUGUAAACAAACUGGUGAAAUGACAGGAGCAGUUUGUGAAAAAUGCGAUAAUUCUUGAAAAAUAAAAAACCCAUGCGUUCUUACCAUCAAACACUUUCAUUCCUUUUUUUUUGUAUUUUUUAGGGUUUUGUUUUUGAGUAGUUUUUUUAUUUCGUCCUUGGUUGGUUCAGCAACACGCUCCGCCAUUUUGUUUUUCUCAACUCGCGGUAUAUGAGCUGAUAGCCUGGUAGUAGAGUAGCCAAUCAGAGCAUGCAAUUGCUCAUAUCCAGUGAAUGUGGGGAGAAUAAAGAAAUAUUUCUUGCCUUAUUUCUGCCAGAUUCAGAUUUUUUUGUUUUAGUUUAAAUAAAGCAACUGGGCUCCUGAGGGUCACAACAGAAAAGCUGUUAUCCAGAGAUUGCUAUUUUGAAUCCUGGUGAUGCCACAGCCAUCUGUGGUGAGCUAGAGAGCCAAAUUGGCCGUGCUCUCGGGGAGAGAGGCGUGGCAUUCUCUCUCUCUCUCCUGUCAAGUACAGCGACACUAGCCAAUCAUGGGUCUCUGUGAGCCUGUGUAUAUGUAAAUGGGCCUUGGAGGAAGCGCGUCAUGUCCGUCGCUGUACGGUCGUUGUUGUGUGGGUGGGAAUUGGCUGCAUUUAAAUCAAUCAUCUUUCAGUUAGUUCUCAUGUAGAAACACUUUCUGGGUAUUUUAACUUCUUCAGUAUUGGAACUGAACCUGUUCAGUGAAAUUUAUAAUCAAUAAAAUGGCACAUUUAUCUUAAAAUAUUAAGACUUUAAUCACCAAGUGAGUAACGUAUUGCCUUUUUCUCUCUUUGCCUGAUCUCAACCAUUGUAUGGCUGCUUGUGAUGCCUCGUCCUCCACUAAUCCUCCUCCUCGUCAUACUGAUUCUCUCUGCAUGCAAUUGGCCCUCGUAAGCGAAACCCCGCGAGCUUCCCGAGACUCGUCUCGAAUCCGAGGUGGUUCCGAAAGUGGCCCGGAUGACCGUCUCGGGAAAGAAGCAGACCAUGGGCUUCGACGUGCCGAGCUCCGAGGAGAAUGGCGUCAGCCCAUCUGUACGCAGACGUCCGAGCCCAGAAGUGACUGCAGUCGCAGCUCCGGAGACUCCACCCAAGGCGGCGUGUGUGGCGGAGGAAUCGGUGACCCCGACCCCGCCGCGCUCCACCAGCAAAAAUAAACAGCAGCUCAACAUCCGCGCCGAGCUGGAGCAGAGGCAGGGAGGGAAACCGCUCCUCAACCUCGUCGUCAUCGGUCAUGUGGAUGCCGGGAAGAGCACGCUCAUGGGGCACCUCUUAUACCUGCUGGGGAACGUCAAUAAACGCACCAUGCACAAGUACGAGCAGGAGGCCAAGAAAGCUGGCAAGGCGUCUUUCGCUUACGCCUGGGUGCUGGAUGAGACCGGAGAGGAGCGAGACAGAGGGGUGACCAUGGAUGUGGGCCUGACCAAGUUUGAGACCAACUCCAAAGUUGUGACUCUGAUGGAUGCACCAGGACACAAAGACUUCAUUCCUAAUAUGAUCACUGGAGCAGCACAGGCAGAUGUAGCCGUGCUGGUGGUGGAUGCCAGUCGGGGAGAGUUCGAGGCUGGGUUUGAGGCCGGUGGUCAGACCAGGGAACACGCUCUCCUCGUUCGAUCUCUUGGUGUCACACAACUCGCUAUCGCUGUCAACAAGAUGGACCAGGUGAACUGGCAGCAGUCGAGGUUCCAAGAAAUAAUUUCCAAACUUGGCCAGUUUCUGAAGCAGGCCGGUUUCAAGGAGUCUGAUGUGUAUUACGUCCCCACGAGUGGUCUUUCAGGACAGAAUCUCACCACCAAGAGCGCAGAAGCAGCGCUCACUUCCUGGUACAAAGGCCCGUGUCUCCUGGAACAGAUAGACUCGUUUAAAGCUCCCCAGAGAUCCGUGGAGAAGCCCUUCAGACUCUGUGUGUCAGAUGUGUUUAAAGAUCAGGGAUCCGGCUUCUGUGUGACGGGAAAAAUCGAAGCUGGCUUCGUUCAGACCGGGGACCGAGUGCUGGCCAUGCCUCCCAACGAGACCUGCACUGUGAAAGGUAUCAGUCUUCAUGAUGAGCAGUUAGACUGGGCGGCUGCCGGAGACCACAUCAGUCUGACCGUCACAGGAAUGGACAUAAUAAAGAUCAAUGUUGGCUGUGUGUUCUGUGACCCCAAGGAGCCCAUUAGGGCCUGCACUCGUUUCCGAGCCCGAAUCCUGCUGUUUAACAUUGAAGUGCCAAUAACACAAGGCUUCCCUGUUCUGUUGCAUUAUCAGACCGUGAGCGAGCCCGCUACCAUCAGGAAGCUCGUCAGUACGUUACACAAAACCAGCGGCGAGGUUCUAAAAAAGAAACCCAAAUGUCUGAGUAAAGGCCAGAAUGCUGUGGUGGAGAUUCAGACUCAGAGACCUGUGGCUCUGGAGCUCUAUAAGGACUAUAAAGAACUCGGGCGCUUCAUGCUGCGUUAUGUGGGUUCCACCAUCGCUGCUGGGGUCGUCACAGAGAUCAAAGAAUAAGCUGCAGCUGCACCCAGAUCCUUCAGAGCAUGCUGACUGAACUGAAGAGCCACUGAAUAGAAGUGCAAUUCCACCCAGAAACUGGACGUCACACACAAUCUCACACAUUCAGCCGAAUCCGAGUCACGAGCUCUUCCACGUCCGCUCUCGUCUCUAACGUGGGACACACUGUCCACCUGAAGGCUCGGGGCGUGUGUGUGUCUGCCUUCGAUUCCCUUCCUCGUCUCAUUCGUGGUUGUUUAACACCACAGAAGCAGUUUGUUUACAUUGACGUCCCUGAACAGACUGAAAAGCACCGUUCCAAUUUGUUUUAUUAUUUUAUGUAGCUUAAUAUAAAUCUGGAAGGAAAAACGGACGAUCUGCCCUGGCUGGGGUGAGAUGGUUUUAGGGGGCAUUGUUUUUGUUUGUUUCUUUUUGAGGCUAUUUAUGAACUAUUAUUCAUCAAGGGCUUUGACAUUACAGUACCAAAUAUGGUAAUUAUGCAUAAUAUAUCUCAAAACACCUUUCUCUCAUAUCCAUUGCUGCUGAAUGGAAAUAAACAACUGCUCAGGCCUGCACUUGUGUUUAAAAAAAAAAAAAUCUUCGAUCUACAACUGUGCACCGAACCUAAAGUAACACUACAGUCGAGACCAAGGGACUUGAAAGCACUUUGCUCAGGGUUCUCAUGGUACAGUGAGGAGACGAGGAGCUGAAGUAUCUGAAGAACCUGUCGGAGCUGCUGAGAAGCUCGAGCAGCAGUGAAACUUAGUGUUGUUUUGGGUUUAUUGAACCUGAACUUGUCCAAACAUCUGAACGCUGCUUCAGGAUGAAAAUAAAAUCAUGAACAUGGCUGCAAA
Messenger RNA from Neoarius graeffei (lesser salmon catfish), 3351 nucleotides. RefSeq names its product HBS1-like translational GTPase (gene hbs1l). NCBI's taxonomy places the organism in Eukaryota, Metazoa, Chordata, Actinopteri, Siluriformes, Ariidae. The coding region runs from base 989 to 2515 and encodes 508 amino acids. The record is from RefSeq and is a predicted model, not a curated record. Gene Ontology annotation, molecular function: GTPase activity; GTP binding. Gene Ontology annotation, biological process: translation. The transcript has 15 exons.